This is a messenger RNA of Acanthamoeba castellanii str. Neff, 1425 nucleotides long. RefSeq lists its product as uncharacterized. The coding region runs from base 1 to 1425 and encodes 474 amino acids. The transcript has 6 exons. The record is from RefSeq and is a predicted model, not a curated record. Lineage: Eukaryota; Discosea; Longamoebia; Acanthamoebidae.
AUGGUGCCCCUUUUUGCCGCCGACGAGCCACAGAGCUUGCAAGUGUUCCGGAAGGCAGGCGGUGUUGAGGCGAUCGUGCGGCUCUUCCUUGCUAUCGACCUGACGUCCCCCCUGCCCAUCUGGGCUGCGCCGGAGGCCUCAACAACCUCAUCUACGGGCACCGCCUCCGUUGACAACGCACUGGCCGACGGCGAAACCGAAACAGGCCGUGCCAGCGGUAUUACGAGCGAAAGCAACGACGACGGCAGCGCGCCAACGCCUGUCGGUGAUGACGUCAGCAACAAAAACGAAAGCGAAAGCGAAAGCGAGAAAGAGAAAGAGAAAGAGAAAGAGAACGAAAACGAAAGCGAAAAGGCGGGGGAUGGGGCUGAGGGAGAGCGGCAACUCGAGGAAGGCGGCAGAGAAGCUGCUGCUGCUGCGGAGGAGGCGAGCGAUGACGCUCUGGUGCCACUGCUGGAUACGGCCGAGCCGAGCCGAUCCCUGACCCACCUGCUCGUGCAGACCCUGUGGAUGUUUGCCGGCAGUAUUGCCACGCCCGAGGACCGAUGCAAGGUGGGCACCGCCAAGGUGAUCGAGCAGGCCACGGCCAUGUUCGAGAGCGACCGCACCGACAUCCAGACCAAGGUGUGCAGCAUUGCAUUCCUGUCGUGCCUCGUGCGCAACGACAAGGCCUCGAUACCGGUGCUGAUGACCACGCGUGCGCGGUCGGUCAUGUUCCGCGCGUUUGCGGAGGCCACCCCCGACACCGACGCUGAACUGCUCACGCGCCUGGCCUAUGCCCUCACUCCGAUCCUGGGACACAACUCUGCAGACCGGAGCUGUUCGAUCAAGACAAUGUUCCAGAAGGGGAUUGUGAAGCACACGUUCGAUCUCUUGGAGCACUGCCUACAAGACGAUGCAAAGUACAACAUGACCACCCUCGCGCUGUUCCAAAUCCUGACCGAAAUGGCUGGUUUUGCCGAUGUGGCCACGUGCAGACAGAUUCUGGAUCGCCAGCUGGCGGCGAGCCUCAUCCGCGUGGUCCUCAAGCGAUUGGAGACCAGCGAAUGGGCCGCUCUCGCUGACACCCUCAUCGUGCUCAACAGUCUCCUGUCUGAACGAACGGCUCCCUUCCGGCCCACGCGCCAAAGGUUUCAGGGAGUGUUUAUCGAGACUGAGACCGAGGUGUCGGAGGCGGCGGGCAGGACGGCUACAGGACUCGACGCACUCGUGGACGUCCUGAACCAAGCCAUUCACCCCCUCGCGCCCUACGCCAUCGCCGCCAUCUUCCUCCUCUGCGAAGAUAACGCCGCGGUGCAGGAGUUCAUGCGAAACAACGAACGAGCGAUGGACACCCUCCGACGGUUCGGCGAGCCCGACAACCCUGGCCACGCGCCCGCGCAGGAGCUGCUGCUCUACCUCUCCAUGCGCCACUCUCCCCAGUAA